CAAAGUGAAAAAUAUAUUUCACCAGUAUAUGUACGUAGUCUGGACUUGGCGCAAACGAACAAGUUGAAUAAAUUCGGUGGAAAAAUAAACUUUGAUAUUUUAUUCAAAAUGGAAUUUUCAUUGUUUCAAAACAUAUUGAAGAUAUAUCUUUAAAAAUAUUCGGAUUUUCAAGGUGCCACUUUCAGACUAGUUAAUUUAGAAAAAGGCUGGAUUCGGUCAGACACAAAAAUAAAAUUAAAAAAUCCAAAUUUCAUCCAUCAAAGCCUGUAUAGAACAUUGUAUAUUUUCUUUGCGAACGUGGCCCAGCAAGAGACGAAAAAGAAAUCUUGAAUUUUUAUUUUUACCGACUGAGCCAAGCUGACUUCAUUUUUAUAUGCUUCGACAUAAGCGAAUUUUUUUCGGUGUAAGCAUGACGUUGUAUUUGUGUUGCACGUCGGCAAGAUCGAGAUUGUCCGCAAAUCCACAAGUUUAUUUGACAGAUUGAUAGAGGUAUAUCCUGAUUCGUGACCAUCUUGUGUUUGAAUAUUGGGUGAACUACUAUAAACACAUUAUUGUCAGAUCCCCGUACAUGAAAAAAUGACGGAACCAGGGGAAGAUGUUAAUUUAACGGAUAAAGAUAAUCGGAAAAUUGAAGAAACGAACGACGAACCAUCAUUACAAGAAGGAGAACCUGCGUGUCUAGAGAAAACUUCAUUAGAAGGGAAUACUUUAACCAGCGAUGAAAAUCAAUCUGUGGUGAAAGACAACACAAAAAUCGAUAUACUUCUGAAAGCUACAGGAAAUGCACCAAUAAUGAAGAAAAAAAAGUGGGCUGUCAGUCAAGACCAGCACAUUGGUUGGAUCUCAGAUUUUAUGAAAAGAUACCUCAAGUUGGAUUCUAGCGAACGUUUAUUCCUGUACAUAAAUCAAACAUUUGCCCCGGCGCCUGAUCAAACGGUGAAAAAUCUGUAUGAUUGUUACGGUACGGAUGGAAAAUUAAUAAUUCACUAUUGCAAGAGUCAAGCUUGGGGUUGAAGUCUCUUGACAAAGGAAAGGAAAAGUUGUAUAAAUUGAUUUCACUAUUUAUUACAUACCAAAGUACCCUGAAUAUUGUAAAUUUUUAUUUAUAUAUUGUAAGCUUAUAUACGAAGAUAUUAAAUCCUCAUGAACGAAUAUCACAAGCAUUGGUAGAUGAUCGAUAUUCAGUUCUUGCGGUAUUUCAUCAGUUGCAUAAACUCCCAAUGAUCUUUUAAUCUUGUAGCGGUACAACCUUCUAAUGGUAUUAAGUAUAAAAUUAUCCUGAAAUUUGGUCCUUCCAUGAAAAUUUUUGCUGAUUACACAUUGAAUAAAAAACCUUAUUAGAUA
This is a messenger RNA of Venturia canescens, 1344 nucleotides long. RefSeq names its product Autophagy-related 12 (gene Atg12). The record is from RefSeq and is a predicted model, not a curated record. The coding region runs from base 577 to 1014 and encodes 145 amino acids. NCBI's taxonomy places the organism in Eukaryota, Metazoa, Arthropoda, Insecta, Hymenoptera, Ichneumonidae. Gene Ontology annotation, cellular component: phagophore assembly site membrane; Atg12-Atg5-Atg16 complex; cytoplasm. The transcript has 4 exons. Gene Ontology annotation, biological process: nucleophagy; C-terminal protein lipidation; autophagy of mitochondrion.